UGCUAGCCCUUCCAGCCGUGGGGGACUUAUGCUGUUAGACCAGUCCCAUUAUUCGCUGGUGACUAUUAUAGUCCAAGACAGAAAUGACAGCCCACCUCGUUUCGAAAACGAUUCAUACAAAGUAUCUUUGUUUGAAGACAUUCCAGUAGGACAUACAGUGACAACUAUUUCAGCAACAGAUCCAGAUUUGGAAGGAGAAUUGUCUUAUUCUUUAGCGGAAACGCAGAAAAUCCCACAGUUUCGGGUCGAUUCUAGAUCAGGAAUUUUAAUUCUUCUAGAGCCAUUAGACAGAGAAAUACAGGAGGUACAUCAUUUGGUCGUUCAGGCCAGUGAUGGAGUACAGACGUCGAGAACCGAGGUCACCGUUACUAUUACUGACACAAAUGAUAACCCUCCCGAGUUUGAGCACAAUGUCUACUCCUUUGAUAUUCCUGAGGAGAUCCAGAGAGGAGCUUCAGUUGGUAAAGUUUCUGCUACAGACAAGGACAUUGGUGUUAAUGGACAGAUCAGUUAUAGUGUGUUGAGUGACUGGGGCAAUGAUAUUUUCUCCCUCAACCCACAGACUGGUGUGUUUAUUCUGACUUCUCAUCUAGAUUAUGAACAGGUUCAACAUUAUAUCUUUGUUGUACAAGCCCAAGAUUCUGGCCAACCCAUUUUGUCCAGCACUGUUACUGUGUACUUUAAUGUUCAGGAUCUAAAUGAUAAUGCACCACUGUUUGAUCCAAUGAGCUACAGCAAUGAAGUGUAUGAAAAUGUCACAGUGGGUACAAGCAUCGUAAGUGUCAGUGCAACUGACUUAGAUUCAGGGGAUAAUGGUAACAUCAUAUAUGCCAUCGUAGAAGGUGAUAGAGACAACCAAUUUGGUAUUUCAGCAAAUGGAACAAUCUUCACCUCAAAACCUCUAGAUCGAGAAACUAAAUCUUUUUAUAACUUGAUUGUAAGUGCCACUGAUCAGGCAUGGCCAGAAGAACGACGCCUGUCCAGCACCGUUCAAGUGACCAUUAUUUUAAAGGAUAUAAAUGAUGAAUCUCCAGAAUUUACUAUGUCAAACACCACUUCUGUUCUAGAAAAUGUUCCAGUGAACACAGUAAUCAUGGCAGUGAAAGCUAUUGAUCGGGAUGAAGGUAAAAAUAGUUACAUAGAAUAUAGCCUCUUCUCUGCAACAGAUAAGUUUUUGCUUGGACCAGUAGACGGACUACUUCGAGUUAAUGGACCCCUUGAUCGAGAAAUAAAGUCUCAAUAUGAAAUUACAGUAACUGCCAAAGAUAGAGGGAUUCCAUCGAGAUCAUCAUUUAUAAAUAUUGUUGUUGACAUCUUGGAUGAAAAUGAUAACAGCCCCACUUUUGAUCCUAGGCAGUAUAGUGCAUCAGUAUCAGAAAACACUAGUAUAGGAUUGAGUGUUCUGGAGGUUUCAGCAACUGAUCAAGAUAAAGGGCUAAGUGGUCAGGUUCAUUACUCAAUUAUUGCAGGUGACACUAACCUUGAUUUUGUAAUAGGUGAAGACACGGGAAUCAUUAGAGUGGGUAAAAAUUUAGAUUAUGAAAGGAAGAAUAGGUAUACUCUUACUGUUCAGGCAGAGGAUGCUGGAGAUGAUGUACGAUAUGAUACUGCUACUGUUACAAUAUCAGUGACAGAUAUCAAUGAUAACCCUCCGACAUUCCUCAACUCUCCUCAUGAGAUUCAUGUGAUGGAGAAUAUAGAAUCUUUACCAGCUUAUCUAGUAACUCUUACAGCUCAGGAUGCAGACUUCCUUCCUAAUAAUCACAUCCAUUACUUGAUUAAAGAUGCCGACAAGAGUCUUUUUGCCAUCAACUCUACUACAGGUCAAAUCUCCUUGAUGAGGAUGCUAGACAGAGAACAACAGUCACAAUACACAUUAAGUGUUCUGGCAAUGGAUUCGGGGAGUCCACGCCAGACGGGCACAGGGACAGUAACUGUGGUGGUCAGUGAUGAGAAUGACAAUAAACCUAUUUUUGAGAGAUCUCAUUAUAUAGCUACUGUAAUGGAAAACUCACCACCAGGCUCUGAAGUGAUAACUGUGACUGCCAUUGAUGCAGAUAUUGGAUCUAACAGCAUUUUGACGUAUACUUUAAUUGGAGAUAAUCUUGCCCAGUUUGAAGUAGAUCCUUACUUAGGCACUAUCAAGACGCGUGCUGCUCUGGAUCGGGAGGAGAAAGAAAUCUAUGAAAUGGUUCUGGUUGCAAAAGAUGGUGGGUUAACUGUACAACAUUCCACACAUGUGCAUAUAACCAUUGAAGUUGGAGAUGAAAAUGAUAAUUAUCCCAUUUUUUCUGAACAGAACUCAACUGUGUAUCUUCCAGAUAAUGCACUUGCUGGGCAUUUUGUUUUUGGGCCCUCUGUUCAUGAUAUUGAUGCUGGUUUGAAUAGCAAACUUGUUUAUCACCUAUCUGGAACUGAUACAGACAAGUUUCAAAUAAAUCAAGAUACUGGCAUAGUGAAAAUUGUUCAAAAGCUAGUCUACAAACCAGAAGGUUAUCAUAUCAAAAUUCAUGCAACUGACAACAGUCCUACACCAUUAUCUUCCAGCAUUAGUGUCCAAGUCUACCUAAAACCAGCAGAACUCUUUCCAAUUUUUCAAACUGGAAAUCGCCAAUUUGUUUUUUCAGAAACUGCAAGAAAUACAUCUAUCACAACAGUAGCUGCAACAUCUCCAAAGUCAGGGGAAGCAGGAAUGAUUUCUUAUCACUUUGCAGGUGGAAGCUUUGAAGAAGCAUUUGAGGUUGAUUCUCAAAAUGGUAGGGUUUGGCUUCUUGGAGGUCUGGAUUAUGAAAUUUCAUCAAAAUAUGAACUUUGGAUUGAAGCAAGAGACAGUGACAUUCCACAUUUAAGAAGUGCAGUGAAAAUAGAAAUAGAAGUUACUGAUGUUAAUGAUAAUAGCCCAGUUUUUGAAGCUGAAGUGUACAAUGCUACUGUUAUGGAAGAACAAGAUCCGCCACAACUUGUCUUUGCUCUUCAAGCUAAAGAUGCUGACAGUGGAGAAAAUAGUCAAAUUCUUUACCACCUUGUGAACAAUGAGGGUUCUGAUGUGCCAUUCAGUUUGGAUUCUAAUUCAGGGAAAAUUUAUAUAAAAUCUGUUUUGGACAGGGAGGAAAUUGAAAUUUACAAACUUGUUGUUGAAGCUGUUGAUCAAGGAGUACCAAGUAAAACUGGAACAGCUACAGUAUUCGUCACAGUACUUGACAAGAAUGACAAUCCUCCAAGAUUCACUCGUUUAUUCAGUGUGAACGUGACAGAAAAUGCUCCCUUAGGCACUUUUGUAAUCCAAGUGACAUCAUCAGAUAAAGAUAUUAGUAUGAAUGCAAAUGCAACGUACAGCUUUACUGAGAAUCCUGGAAGUAAGUUUCAUAUUGACCCCCUUACUGGAAAUGUUACGGUGUUUGGCUGGUUAGACAGGGAAGUUCAGGAUGAGUAUCUUUUAAAGGUGGUUGCUGUUGAUGGAUCUUGGCGAGCUGAGACAACACUGACCAUUACAAUUCAAGAUGUGAAUGACAAUGCUCCUUUAUUUUCUGAGAAGAUUUACACCUUUAAUUAUCCCGAACUGCAACCAACCAUUGGCUUUGUUGGACAAGUGUCAGCUAUAGACAUAGAUAAACAUGGACCAAAUUCAAUGGUGACUUAUUCUUUGAAGCGGCCCUCAAACUUUUUCCGUAUCAAUCCAUCUAGUGGAGAGAUACUGAGCAAGGAAGUUCUUCAUUACAAAAUAUCAUCAAAAGGAUUUUCUCCAGAGAACCAGCAUAGAAUACAAGUUAUUGCAACUGACCAUGGAAAACCUCCAUUAUCAAUGGAAGUUAACAUUGUUAUUAAUAUAGUGGAUUCAAAUAAUAAUCAACCUCUUUUCCAAAAAAAAGAAUACUUCACUCCUGUCACAGAAAAUGUUGGAAUUGGAACCUCUGUUAUACAAGUUAUUGCAAAUGAUAAUGAAGAUGUUGGAGUCAAUGCUCAAAUAGAAUAUCAAAAAAGUGGAGGAAAUGGAACAGCAUUUUUUAAUGUGCACAAAACCACAGGUUGGGUCACUGUAGCUGAAUCUCUGUUAGGUCAACAGGAAAAAUGGUUCUUGCUGAAACUGCAAGCAAUUGACAAAGGUGUUCCACCCAAAUCAUCAGAAGUUCUUCUUAGUAUUAUUGUAACAGUUGAAAAUCUUCAUGCUCCUGUCUUCACAGCACUUAGUUACCAAGUGAUUGUGCCUGAAAAUGAACCAGCAAACUCGGAAAUAAUUACUGUUAAAGCUAGUGAUAAAGAUCAAGGUCUCAAUGGUGAAAUCAUUUAUUCCAUAGUAGCAGGAAAUAAUGACGAAAAGUUCCAUAUUAGUCCUAACACAGGUUCAGUGAGCAUUCAGGAACCUUUGGAUUAUGAGAAUGGUACAGAGUUCCAUUUGAAUAUUACUGCAACAGACAGAGGAUUUCAGGCCAAACAUACCACAUCAAUGUUGACGGUAAUUGUAACAGACAUCAAUGACAAUCCACCUUUUUUCAAUGCAUCAAUCUUCAAUGCUUUUGUCAUGGAAAACAAACCUCCUGGAACAUACAUUACACAAUUAGUUGCAAAGGAUACAGAUUCUGGCAUUAACUCUGUUAUUCAAUAUUCAGUCAUAGGAGAAGGAAAAGAAUUCAUGAUAGAUCCUCAGUCUGGUGUUAUUACAUCAAAAAGUAUAUUUGAUUAUGAAGAAAAAAAUAUCUUUACAUUAGAAAUAAUGGCUAGUAAUCCUGGUUCUUCACAGUAUAGCUCCACAAGUCUACGUGUCCAUGUCAUUGGUCAAAAUGAAUUUUAUCCUCGAUUUGUACAGCCAGUCUUCCAGUUUACUGUUAGUGAAUCAGCAACUGUUGGAAGCCCAGUAGGAAGCCUUUUGGCUACUGAUGAAGAUUCUGGUCCAGAUGGUGACCUGUUCUUUGUGUUUGUAGGCAGCAGUAAUGACCGUGGCUUUUCAGUGCAGUCAGAAACAGGGCAGAUUACCGUAGCUCGAAGGUUGGACAGAGAAUCUCAGUCUCGUGUCAUCUUGUCUGUGAUAGUGAAGAAUAGGGGAAGCAUAAGAGGAAAUGAUACAGAUGAAGCCCAAGUUGUCAUCAGCAUCCAAGAUGAUAAUGAUCCACCAGUAUUCUCCUUGUUAGUGUAUGAAAUUCAGGUGAGUGAGGCAGCAGAAUUGGGAUCAAAAGUCAUUACAGUCUCAGCAGUAGAUAAAGAUGUAAAUCCAGAAAAUAGCCACUUUGCUUACUCUAUAAUUGCAGGCAAUAUCAAUCAAGUAUUUGGCAUAGAUCAUCAGUCAGGUACAAUCUACACUGCAGGACAACUAGAUAGGGAAUCCUUAGCAAUUUACAAUCUAACCAUUGCAGCUGUUGACAAUGGUUCUCCACCACAAACAGGUACAACUAUUGUUAAAGUACUUGUAACUGAUGUGAAUGACAAUGCUCCAAUUUUUGACCCUCCUGAUGUUAUUGGAUAUGUUAUGGAAAAUGAACCAGCCUUCACCAGUGUGAUGGUAUUAAGUGCUUCUGAUCAUGAUUUGCCACCCAAUGGUGCCCCAUUUUUGUACUUUUUGACUGCUGGGAAAUAUCAAGACUUCUUCCAAAUUGACCACCAUACAGGUUUAGUCAAGACAACUCGGAGUAUUGAUCGUGAAAGCACACCAAAUAUCGAGCUCCUUGUUGAAGUUCACGACAGUGGUCUACCUCCAAAAAAAGCACAGCAUCCAAUCAGUAUUGUCGUACUAGAUAAAAAUGACAGUCCUUCUUCCAUUAGAACUUUAACAGUGCUGGUUUGGAUUUUUAAUAAAAAGUUUCCUGGUGGUAAAAUAGCUGAUGUUCAUCCUUCUGACCUUGACCUAACCGGAAAUUAUCAGUGUACACUUCACAAGGGAGACAUAAAUAUUUUUCGUAUUCCAAGCAAAUGUGACCUCCAUGUAAUACCACUGCAGAAUCCACAAAAUUAUGUUAUAACAGUGAAAGGUAAUGAUGGGCAACAUACAGAUGUAAUAUCUACAACCCACGUGCAGUUUAUGAAAUUUGACAACCUUACAAUAGAGAACAGUGUAACGGUACAGAUCCUGAACCAAUCUACCAAUGAAUUCUUGAUGCAUCAGUUUCAACACUUUGAGAAGGCACUCAAAGACAUGUUUAAAUCCUUGGGAAUUCCAAUGUUGUAUAGCUUAACUGCCAUAAGCAGCCACCUAGAACUAACAGUCGCUGUAAGGACAAACACUGGGAAUUACAUCUCGCAAGAAGAUGUUUUUACUGUACUUAAAGAAAGAAAAACAUCUCUACAAAACUCAAUUGGUAAACAAGACAUUAUUAUUGGAUUUGAUCCUUGUAAGAACAUGCCUUGUAAAAAUGAUGGAAAAUGCAAUAGUUACUUGGAAUUACAAGAUUCACUUUCCAUCUUGGAUUCCCCAUCCUUGAUUUUUACAUCCCCUGCCAUCAGACGUCAGUUUUCAUGUACUUGUCCAAAAGGGUUCUCAGGUACCUUGUGCCAGUAUCAGCAAAAUCCUUGUUCACCUAACCCCUGUUUGAAAGGUGGAACUUGUCAUCAUGAUGGUCAAAACUUUCAAUGUGAUUGUCAUUCUAAGUAUGAGGGUAAAAGAUGUGAAGCUUUAAGAACUGACAUUUGUGCUAGUUCACCAUGUGAAAAUGGAGGGACCUGCGAAGAAGCUCCAAAUGGCUUGUUUUUUUGCUUAUGCCGGCCAGAUUUUAGAGGUACUGUCUGUGAACAUGCUACAGACAGUUGCUAUCGUUGUGCUUGCAGAGCAAACUAUUUUGGAAGACACUGUGAAAAGUCACCUUUUGGUUUUCACCGAUACUCUUACAUGGCAUUUCCUGCACUUAGGUCUUCAACUAAUGACAUAUCUAUAGUUCUUUCUACUAAUAAAAGAGAUAGUCUGCUUGUUUAUAACUAUGGCAGACAGAGUGGUGGAAGAUCUGACUUUGUAGCUCUGGAACUACAUGAUGGUAGACCAAUGUUUUCCUUUGGAGGUUCUCGUACAGCAGUUGCAACUAUUCGGGCAAGAACAAAUGUUGCUGAUGGUAAAUGGCAUAAAAUCACUGUGAUACGCAAUGGAAGGGUGACAUCAUUGUCAGUGGUUGACUGCUCCAACAGUGGUGAUGUGUGUAAGGAAUGUUCCCAUGGUAAUACUAGUUGUUCUGUAUCCAUAACAGGCCAUACUGGAUCUCUAAAUUUCAACGAAAAUCCCAUGUAUUUUGGAGGAAUACCGACUAUCGAUCCUCUUCUUGAGCAACCAGGUCAAGUAAGCACAGAUGAUUUUGUGGGCUGUGUUCACAGUGUGGCAGUGAAUGGCCGCCAACUAGACCUAAGUUCUCCUGUGCAGUCUGCUCAUGUUACUUCAUCAUGUGAACGACGGUAUGACAGCUGUAAGUCUGAGAGUACUUCUCUCUGUGGGGAAUAUGGCACCUGCCAAGACUUGUGGUUCACCACCACAUGCAUUUGCCCCAAUGGACAACAGGCACCAAAUUGCAAACAAGCAUUUGAGCCAAUAUCUUUGGGUGACCAAGAAGCUUUUAUAGAAUUAGUUCCUCAAGAAGAAUUGCGACGAUUUUUACUCAGGAGCUACUCUUAUUAUUCUGGGCAGAAAUGGAAGCGUUCAGUCUCUAGAACUGAGCUUUCUGUCACCAAGUCUCUUUCUGUUACAUUUCGUAGUAGUUCACCAGAUGGGCUUCUCAUAUAUGCUUCUACAGAAAAUGAACAUACUAUUUUGCGGUUAAGAAACAAAGUUUUGAUAUACAGUUCCCAUCAGAAGUCUGAAAAACCUGUGACGUUAGCAUUUGAAAGUAUAAAGGUUGCAGAUGGAUUGUGGCACUCUCUAACUCUCACACUAAAUGCUGGCUCAGUCAACAUCACUUUAGAUCAGGAAUGGCAAUCAACUGAUCCAGACCACAAAGUUCAUGAUUUUCUUGAUCCAUUUUUGACUGUUAUGACUAUUGGUGGGCACUUGAAUGAAAUAAUAGAUGGAAAAGAUAGUCGAGUUCCUGGAUUUCAAGGAUGCAUUCAUACACUGACCAUUAAUAAAAAAGUUCAAGGACUGAACUUGACUGGAGGAUUCUUUAGAAUGAUUCCCCAUGGAAAUGUACAUGCAAGCUGUAGUGAAAAAGUGCUAGACAUAGAUGUGGCCUCAACAGACCCUCUUAGUAUUGGUGUGAUUCUUGUUAUAGUGUUCUUUGUCAUCCUUUUAGUUGUUAUCAUGAUAAGUUUUUUUGUUUUCCGAAGAAGAAAGCAACAACAAGGCAAACCCCAUAAUCACAUAAAACCACAAGGAAAUGCAUUUUUAGCCAGUGCUGGCAUUGAGAACCAGAGAAGUAAUCAGGAUUCAAGCUAUAAUGACACUGGUCAAGGGGAUGAUGUAACAAGAAGUCACCUACCACAGGACUUAGUGCCAAAGAAGAUGAAAGAUCGAGAUGUGCCAACUGAAUGGCCCCAACGGCCAGACAUUAUCGAAAGAGAAGUAAUACAGAAGUCAUCGAGUAUGUCUGUGCACAGAACAGAUGAGUUAUCACUUCAAGAUGCUUCUAAGGCCUCCAGUGGGUUUGCAGUGCAUGAUAUAAAUGGUUCUGAUAUUCCAGAACAUUAUGACUUGGAAAAUGCCAGUAGCAUUGCUCCUUCUGACAUAGAUAUUGUAUAUCACUAUAAAGGAUUCCAUGAUGGGAAUCAAAGAAAGUACAAAACUAAUCCACAUAUUCCCAACUAUCAUAAACAUAACCACAGACACAGCCCUCACCAGUUCCAACCUAGUCCUAUUCGAGAAAGCCCUCGUAGUGUGCUUCACCAAAGCCCAAAUUCUAUUCAAUCAAGAGACAGUUCUGCUCAUAAAAUGCUAAAUACCCCACUUGCACGACUUAGUCCCUCAAGUGAACUUUCUCAUCAAACUCCACGCAUAUUAACUCUUCAGGAUAUAAGUGGAAAACCCUUACAAACUGCUCUUCUUGCUACAUCCCAAAUUGUGGGAUCUAAAGAUCCUGUCAAUAACUCGGAACGAAGUCUCAAUAGUCCCGUAAGCAAUUUAAGUCACAGUACCAUCAGUCUGCAUUCUCGUUCACAGUCGGGAAAUAAAAAAAAAGCUAGAAAUUCUGGAAUUAACUUAUGUUUAACAGCAGAAGAAAUAGACAGGCUUAAUGCCCAUCCAAGAAACUCCAGUCUGGUCAGCACUCUGGAUGCUGUAUCUUCAUCAAGUGAUGGAAAUACUGAGAAAAAUAAACUAACAGAAAUUUUAGAAACUAAUACAGAGCUUCUGGAAGCCCCAGACUCCACUACUGAUGAGAGUGGUAAUGACUCUUUUACAUGUUCAGAAUUUGAAUAUGACAAUAAUUUUGAUAAAGUUCAUAGAGACUUUGGACCAGGAAACAUGAUUUUCUCAAAACUUGCCGAAGAAGACAAUGAAAAUGAAGAGGACUCUGCUAAAGCCUAUGAUGGUUUUGAUUCAAUAAGAGGAUCUUUGAGCACAUUAGUGGCUUCAGAUGAUGACUUCUCAAAUCUUUCAUCGUAUAAACCUGCACAUGAUACUGUGUUAGGAUGGGAUUAUCUUCUCAACUGGGGUCCAAAUUUUCAAAGCUUAGUGGGUGUCUUUAAAGAUAUAGCUGAAUUACCAGAUACAGUCAAUACUGCCUCAGGACACUCCAAGCCUGGUGAAGAAUAUGUGUGACAUAAUUUAUUACUACUAUUAAAGAAAUUAUUGUGUUAAAUAUAUGUAUAGUCCACUUUAUUUUCUUAAGAAAAUUGAGAACACAACAGCAUAAAUUAGAUAAUCUUUGUAAACUUAACAAAUAUGUAACAAUGGCAUAAAAUA
This is a messenger RNA of Limulus polyphemus (Atlantic horseshoe crab), 9802 nucleotides long. RefSeq names its product cadherin-related tumor suppressor-like. Gene Ontology annotation, molecular function: calcium ion binding. Gene Ontology annotation, cellular component: plasma membrane; cell-cell junction. NCBI's taxonomy places the organism in Eukaryota, Metazoa, Arthropoda, Merostomata, Xiphosura, Limulidae. The transcript is spliced from 17 exons. The record is from RefSeq and is a predicted model, not a curated record. Gene Ontology annotation, biological process: homophilic cell-cell adhesion. The coding region runs from base 29 to 9658 and encodes 3209 amino acids.